Messenger RNA from Coffea eugenioides, 2001 nucleotides. Its product is annotated as zinc finger BED domain-containing protein RICESLEEPER 1-like. The coding region runs from base 1 to 2001 and encodes 666 amino acids. Gene Ontology annotation, molecular function: DNA binding; protein dimerization activity. The record is from RefSeq and is a predicted model, not a curated record. NCBI's taxonomy places the organism in Eukaryota, Viridiplantae, Streptophyta, Magnoliopsida, Gentianales, Rubiaceae. The transcript is spliced from 5 exons.
AUGACAUAUCCAAAUUCAGUCACUAUUGAAGAAGAUAGUGAUACUGGGAGCAGUAGUGAUAGCAUCAAGGAAACAGGCCACACCAACCAGCAAUCUCAAUGCCCUGACACUAGUGCAAUUGAAAAAAAGAAGUUACCUCCAAAAGUUACAAUCGAUGUGCCUGGCAAGAAGAGGAGAUUAACUUCAGAAGUUUGGGAUUACUUCAACAUUAUUCCCAAAAAGGAUCCAAAUGAAGAGUUGAAGUGCAAAUGCAAGAAAUAUGGGAGUGAAUAUUCUGUUGAGAGUAAAAGUGGGACAGGUAAUUUGCAUCGACAUAUAAAGAAGUGUUUGAAAAUGACAACAAAGGACAUUGGGCAGUACCUAAUCACUUUUGACAAAGGUGCUCCAGCCACACGAAAUGCACAAUUCAGUCAAGAUAAAUUUAGAGAAUUACUUGUGCAUGCCAUAGUAAGACAUGAACUGUCAUUUUCAUUUGUGGAGUAUGAGGGAAUAAAAAAUGUCCUUACAUAUUUGGAACCCCAAAUUAAACAUAUCACUAGGAACACAGCCAAGUCGGACAUUAAAAAAUUGCAUGCAAAGGAAGUUAAUAGACUUGGUAGUGAAUUGCAUGGAUGUCCUAGUCGAAUAUGUUUAACUUCUGAUGCAUGGACAUCUAUUGUUACUGAUGGAUACUUAAGUUUGACUGCACAUUUCAUUGAUAGCAAUUGGCUGCUACAGAAAAAAAUUCUGAAUUUUUCUUAUAUGCCUCCUCCUCAUAAUGGUGUUGCCUUAGCUGAAAAAAUUUACAGCUUGGCUAGUAGUUGGGGUAUUGAAAAAAAUUUAUUUUCCAUCACAUUAGACAAUGCUUCUGCAAAUGAUUCUUGUGUUGCAAUACUUAAGAAUCAGCUUAAGUUGAAAAAUUCUUUAGUUUGUGAUGGUAUGUUGUUUCAUGUGCGAUGUUAUGCAUAUAUUCUCAACUUGAUUGUGCAAUAUGGUUUGAAAGAAAUUGAUAAAUCUGUGGAGUUAAUAAGAGAAUGUGUCAAAUAUGUCAAGGGUUCUCAAACAAGGAAGUUAAGGUUCACCGAAUGUGUAACACAGACUUCUCUUGAUUCCAAGAAAGCUUUAGUUCAAGAUGUUCCUACUAGGUGGAACUCCACAUAUAGGAUGUUGUCUAGUGCACUUUAUUAUCGCCUUGCAUUUUGUCACUUACAACUAAGUGAUUCAAAUUUUCGGUGUUGUCCAUCUCUUGAAGAACGGGGAAGAGUUGAAAAAAUUUGUGGCUUUCUUCAAGUUUUCUAUAAGGCAACAUGCUUUUUCGGGGUCCAACUGUCUGAGGAGUGCAAUAGUUCGGAUGAUUUUAUGAGGAGGAUUGGUUCCCAAAUGUUUGCGAAGUUUAACAAAUAUUGGUCCGAGUUCAAUCUCUUGUUGGCAAUUGCUGUGGAAUGCACUUUUGAUGUCUAUAAUGAGUAUGUGAAGACUUUGAACGUACCCGGUGCAUCAUCUUCAUGCUCUCGAGGCAGCAAUGAAAUCUAUUCUCAUGGAGCCAAGGACCAAGAAGACAACCAAUCAUUUGAUGUUUUAGAGGAAUUUGAUCAAUUUGACACUUUUGAAUUUACCUCUAGUGCACAAAAAAGCCAAUUGGAAUUGUAUUUAGAUGAGCCAAGAGCUAAACGAUCCUCACAUAUUAGUGUUCUUGAUUAUUGGAAAGCUCAACAAUUUCGAUUUCCAGAUUUGAGUAAAUUGGCAAGGGACAUUCUAUGUGUUCUAGUAUCAACCGUUGCUUCUGAAUCUACAUUUAGUCUUGGUGGUAGGAUUUUGGAUCAAUUUCAUAGUUCAUUUUCACCCCAAAUUGUUGAGGCUUUAGUUUGCAUUAAAGACUGGUUGUUUGGAGAUAAAAGUAAAGGAUCUCUAAAUAUGAAUUUGGAGGAUUUAACUCAAAAUAUCAUGUCUCUCAAUAUCAACAAGGAUGAGGUUGAUGCAACAACAAUUGAGGAUUCAAAUUCUAAUGUUGUUAAUCUCUAA